Anopheles funestus (African malaria mosquito) is the source of this 1650-nucleotide messenger RNA. RefSeq names its product galactose mutarotase. The transcript is spliced from 3 exons. Gene Ontology annotation, biological process: glucose metabolic process; beta-D-galactose catabolic process via UDP-galactose, Leloir pathway. NCBI's taxonomy places the organism in Eukaryota, Metazoa, Arthropoda, Insecta, Diptera, Culicidae. The record is from RefSeq and is a predicted model, not a curated record. Gene Ontology annotation, molecular function: aldose 1-epimerase activity; carbohydrate binding. The coding region runs from base 225 to 1541 and encodes 438 amino acids.
AAAAACAACGCUCAGCAGGCUGCGAACUAUCACUUCCACUUGUCACUUGUAGAACGGUUUGUGCAAAUUUCCAGUUUUUAUCAUCAAAAUUAUUUACCGUCUUGAAAUUUCAGUGUGAUAAAACGAAACAAUCAAUUAGUGAAGCAGCAAAGCCGCAAAGUCAGCGCUUGGGUACUUGGGAAAAUUAUUUACUCACUUCAUCGCUUCAAUAGGCUGAUAACGCAAUGAGUUCCAGGGCAGAGCUAACCGGGUCCGCAGAUAACAGCCACCUUUCGGGCGCAUCGGUAACGAUCAAAUCAAUAGACAGUACAGCUGAACAGCGCGGAUCGCAGACGGAAAGCUACGAAAUGGUCGAUACGUGCAGAAGCGAACCCGUAACACUGACCAUGGAUGGUUUCGGUACGGUAAAGCAUCCUAAAACAGGUGCUACCGAGACGGUGAAACGAUUCACCUGGCAGAACAACCAAGGUAUGUCGGUGCAGGUCAUAUCAUACGGAGCCAUUAUCACGGUAAUGAAGGUGCCAGAUCGCAACGGUCGUAUAGACGAUGUGGUGCUCGGUUUCGAUGACAUACCCGGCUAUAAGACGCCGAACAAUCCGUACUUUGGAGCGACCAUUGGGCGCAUUGCGAACCGUGUUGGUGGUGGAAAGUUUACACUCAACGGACAAGAGUUCCAGGUGACGAAGAACUUUGAAAACCGACACCAACUACAUGGUGGAAAGGUUGGGUUCGAUAAGUACAACUGGGAAGCGUUUGUCGAUGGGACGGUGGUGACGCUUACCCACACAUCCCCGGAUGGUGACGAGGGAUACCCUGGCGCAGUAAUGGUUAGUGUUCGGUACGAGCUAAAGGCGGACAAUCGAUUCGAAGCCCUUUUUAAGGCAGUUUCGACGAAACCCACACCGAUUAAUCUAACCAACCACUCGUACUUUAACUUGGCGGGUCAUUCAACGGGACAUGAGGAAAUCUAUCGGCAUGUUGUUAGCAUCAACGCAGAUAAGAUUACUGACACCGAUGCCGAUUCGAUACCGAGUGGUAAAUUCAUCUGCGUCGGUGGGACACCAUUCGAUUUGCGCAUACCGCGCGAACUGGGUCCCGCCAUGGCAAAAACCGUUAGUGAAGGAUUCGAUGAUAACUUCUGCAUCACCAAGGGUACAGAACAGGGUCGAACUUUUACAGCACGUGUCAUCCAUCCGCACAGCGGACGAGUGCUGGAGGUAUACACCGAUCAGCCGGGUGUACAAUUUUACACGAGCAACUUUAUGCCGGAUCCAAACAAGAAUAUUCGCCCAAAACAGGUAAACGCUCCGGAAUACUACGAAGUAACUCGUCUCGAACCGGUCAUUCCUGAUGGUGUGGCUGAUCCUCCCAUUCGAGGUAAAGGUGGAGCGAAAUACUGCAAGCACGGUGCAUUCUGUUUGGAAACACAGAACUUUCCCGAUGCGAUCAAUCAUGCCAACUUUCCAUCGGCUGUGCUAAACCCUGGAGCACAGUACGUGCAUGAGGUUGUGUACAAAUUUGAUGUGCUUCGUGACCAAUAGCCUGCAUAUGCCUGCACCUAUGCAAUGUCGGAUUUCUGCUCUUUUGAAUCAGUCCUCAACGAAUUGUAGGCAAGAAAUAAAAUGAUGCUAAUUAUAUUAUCACCUAAAA